AGAGAGAGCACGACUCGUUCAUUCUGGAAUAUAAUGAGCACUACCAGUUUGCAGAGUUUGCAUGUGUUUAUAGUGUUUGUUUCUCCCUUCUUCUUGACAUUGCUUUUUUUCUCUGCAUUUGACCAAACAAAAAAAACUUCUCUCCACUUUGAAGACUCAGAGAUCAUUCUGGAGGGGAAGCACCCAAAUGAAACCAGGGAGGGCAGUGGAGAGGGUGAGGUUGGUUCAUUUACUCCUCCGCCCUUGACACACAUGGACAGGCCUGGUCCAUGGCAAAGUGAGAGCUUUCUGGUCUCCUCCUGGUCGACAAUGGAGGAUGCAGACACUCAGAGUCUGGGCAGUAGUGACAGUGGCACUCCGGCUGCAGAUGAGGAUCACUCGUCCUCUGAGGCAGAGCCUUUGGGCCCCGAGGAGGAGCAGGAGCCAGAGAAGGAGCAUAGGGAUGAAGAGCCAAUGACCAGUGGACUGAGCCAGUUCAGUGUGGAGUCAGAGGAGGACAUCCAGGCUCCGCAAACUUCAAAGUUCAUGCAGGUUGUUCCUCCAAUGGCAUUGCCCCCUUUGCCUAUUUUGCAGCUGGACCCUCCAUCCAACAGCUCAACCCCUGUCCUCAGCUCCUCAACUGGGGACCCUGAGGAGCUCCUCUCCACACCACUGGGCCUUCAUCCUCCCUCUAUCCUCGCACCAAUAAAUCCUCCCAUAGUGAAAACUGCAGCAGACGAUCCAGAGUCAUCACAGAAACAUUCAGACCAGGCAUCAUCGCCACAAAGAGAACACUUUAAGUCUAAACCUGCCAAAACACAGACUUUCAUAGAAGUGCCUGUGCUGCUAUGUGGAGGCGCUGCUCUUGUCGCAGUUGUAGGAGUAAUGGCCUAUGGAGCUGUGGCCCUUCUAAGAAAAUAAAACCACUCUGAGAGCCCAAUAAAACCUCUUUCAAAUCAAA
Molecule: messenger RNA, 940 nt
Organism: Periophthalmus magnuspinnatus
Lineage: Eukaryota; Metazoa; Chordata; Actinopteri; Gobiiformes; Gobiidae
Exons: 2
Coding region: 34-900 (288 amino acids)
Source: RefSeq, a predicted model, not a curated record